Molecule: messenger RNA, 1842 nt
Organism: Paramormyrops kingsleyae
Lineage: Eukaryota; Metazoa; Chordata; Actinopteri; Osteoglossiformes; Mormyridae
Gene: nudt1
Product: nudix (nucleoside diphosphate linked moiety X)-type motif 1
Biological process (GO): DNA protection
Cellular component (GO): cytoplasm
Molecular function (GO): 8-oxo-7,8-dihydroguanosine triphosphate pyrophosphatase activity
Source: RefSeq, a predicted model, not a curated record
CACUGCAGGACAGCGAGACGCGGACCACGUGAUUCUGCAGAAAGCCGCGGGAAAACUGUCACAUUAUACAUGUAUUAGGGGAUCGGCUGCAUAUCGGUUUAUUCUUUAUCAUCAGCUGUUGCAUUUCGCAUUCAUUCAUCGCUACUCUUUUGGUGGAGCGAUGUUGACGAACAAACUCUUCACUUUGGUGGUGGUGCGUCGGCCCGGGAUGGUCUUGCUUGGGAUGAAGAAGAGGGGCUUCGGCGCAGGAAGGUGGAAUGGUUUCGGAGGCAAAGUGCAGACUGGGGAAACCAUCGAACACGCAGCUAAGCGCGAGCUUUGGGAAGAAAGCGGCCUUACCGUAGACACACUGGUCAAGAUCGGAAACAUCAAAUUUGAGUUUGUCGGCGAGACGGAGAUCAUGGACGUUCACGUAUUCAGGGCGGACUCCUUCAGUGGAAUCCCUACCGAGUCAGAAGAAAUGAGGCCCAAAUGGUUUGACUGCAGCGAAAUCCCCUACGACCAGAUGUGGCCCGACGACAUCCUGUGGUACCCCCUCAUGCUGCAGGGCAAGAAGUUCCUGGGCUACUUCAGGUUUCAGGGACACGACCUGAUGCUCGAGCAGAAGCUGGAGGAGGUGCAGGAGCUCUGAGUGGGAGAGUGCGGCCAUUUAGCUGCCAUCUGCCAGGAAGUGCGGGUCGGCGUGGCAGCCCUGGCCACUGUGUGCUGGUUUUCAUACUCAUUCGGGAAGCGAGGAAGCGGGAGCAUAAAAAGGAAGCAAAAAUGUGUCCGCCUACUGUAAUGUCUCAGUGGAAGUCAAAGCAACCCACAGCAUUCUUUCCUUGUAAUCCAUUUCAAAAUUCAAAUCCAGAGUAAACAUUAAGGUUUUUCCCUCUUUUACUUGCUUCUCGUGAUGUGUAGAGACUGCUACAGCUCUCUAAACCUAUGUGGUAUCUCAGUGCUUUUUUUGCUUUAGAAGAGAGUCACAGUAGGGUGUAAUAUAGCUAAAAAUAUGGAAAUGUGCAAGUAUUUAGAAAGGACAUGGAUAUUGUACUGGUGACUGGUGGCGCUGAUUCGUCUGCUAAGACCCACUGACCUGCACCCGAGUCUCCUGUGAAAUACUCUUCUGCUAAAUAGGGUGAUUGAUGUUUAAACAUUAGCUUUGGAUUCAGAAUGGACUGCUGGUUAGUUCCAGUGAUGAUGCACACGUUUGCCAGCUGAUAUUUUCAGAAUGGUGCCGCAUGACGGAUACGGCCAUAGCUGGGUCUCUCCCUCUGUUUUUCAUGUUUUAAGAAAAUAUUGGCAUGUUGGACCUUAUUUUUUAAAAAAAAAUAAAAAUUAUUGGUUUAAUGCUCUGAAAUUUGCAAGCAUAGCUUGCAAAUAAUGGUUAUGGAUGUCUAUUCUCAGAAUGGUUAAUGUUAAUAGGAAGCGGAAACCAGCUGUCAAUUUAAACAAAUGAUUUUUUUGUUUUCUAAUUCAUUUUAAAUGUAGCUUGGGUUGUUUCCAUUUCAGGACAAAUACACAAGUGCACAAGUGUGUUUCAAAAACAUUUCAGGCACUUUUCCCUAACAGAGACUUAUUAUAAGAAUGACAGAUAGUGUGGAUGUAUCAAUACUAAAUGCAUAACUGCAGAAAUUGACUAUCAGCCAUCUGGAAAUAAUGUCCACACUUUGCAUUUCUGUUGGACAAAUGAUUUAUGUCCAUUUCAUUUCAAAUACUGUCAUAAUUUAAACUGAUUUGCUGUAAUAUCAAAGAAAACUGAAAAUACAUAGUAACGAUGUACAAUGUUUAUUUCCAUUUGCUCAAAUAUGGAAAUCAGCUGUGAUCAGUUAUGAAUAAAUUUGGAUCUUUGUUAAAAAUGUC